AUGGAGCUCUCUCUGUGUCACACAAAAACUCACAACUUUUGCUCUUCUUCUAUCCCCAUACACAAAACCAGAGACCCUUCAACUCUCAACCCUUCUUGGGGAUUGAGACUUAGGCCAUGGCAGAAUCAUGGGUUAAGCUUAAUGCAGCAAAGAGUGGAUCACAAGAAAUCAACAUCAGCAGUGGUGGUUCGAUGUGCAGACACCGGUUGUUCGUCGGGGCCGGUGAGCGAGAUAGAAGGAGAGCUGGAGGCGGAGAUUCGACCAGAAGACGGAGCAGAGGAGUGGCUGAGAGUAGGGAGGCUGAGAGAGAAGUGUGGAGACAGAGGAAUGGUGGAGCUGUUGGAAUGUUUGGAACGUGAAGCCAUCAUGGGAGAAGAUGAAGGCAAGGAACCCAAUGACUACAACAGAAGGGCUCAGAUCUUUUAUAAGAGUUCCAGAGUUUUCCAGGCUCUCAAGGAACGUAACCAGUCUUGA
Molecule: messenger RNA, 474 nt
Organism: Prunus armeniaca (apricot)
Lineage: Eukaryota; Viridiplantae; Streptophyta; Magnoliopsida; Rosales; Rosaceae
Source: the annotation of a GenBank genome assembly